GCAAAAUGAGCAGCGGAGGACAGUGCAGAAGACGCAGAGGGCGCUCGGUCUGAGCCACGAGGAUUUGAAGAUGUCUGCGUGCAGUGACUUUGUGGAACACGUUUGGAAGCCCGGCUCCUGCAAAAACUGCUUCAGCCCCAAGAGUUCCCAUCGGCUGCAAACACCCCCAGACGUGGGAGCUUGUGCCGUGCUCCUGAAUGGAGUUAGGACCAAGCCUGAGAGCCCUGUGUUGGAAGACGAAGGUGUAAAUACUUCCCCCUUCUCAAAGCCAACGAUUGCUGUGAAGCCAACUAUGAUAAACUCGGAUGUUUCUGACGCGUGGGCGGAUGUGAAUAUGAAUGCAGAUCUGUCACAGGUCAGCUGGGGCGUGGUUUCUGGCAAACAACUCCUUCUGAAAUCGGGAGAUGCACAGCGGAUCUGCCUCGACAAUUUUGGCAAGGGUGGUGUGAGAAAGCCCUUCCUUCACAACCCACCCGGCGACUGCCUGUCUUGCUGUCCUCCCAGCUACUCCAUGGUGGGCCUGCACAGCCUGGAGAGUCGAGUGGAGAGAAACGUCUCCAUCCACAGCCUGGUGCUUGUGGGUGAGGUGGGCAAAAAAGAGGACAGAGCCAAAGACAAGUUUGCCCUGCCGCAUCGGGCCCCCUGCCCGAAUCCAUCCACCUUGGGGGACAGAAGCACUGUGAACUCCAGCAGAACCCCUCCUUCCCAAGCCAGAGAAGGAGCAGCGCUCGCCUCGGAGGGCGACUGCAGUCGCCUCUCCUCCGGCUUUGAAAGCGAAGGGGGCGAGUACUGUUCGAUCACAGACUGCCGCAGAGAGCACCCCGUCUCCCGGGAGCCGCGUUGCGCGGAGGGGAAGGGUGCCCAGUGCGAGACGGAGAGCCCCGUUCCCUGCGGACGGAGGCAGCGGGAUGCUCCAGAGAUUCCCAGGCCGAGUGGCAGGGCGGUCAAGUUCGGCGAAGAAGAAAGCAGAGCUGUGAACGUGGCCUUCUGCAUCACUAAAAACCAGGGCGAUCCUCUCCCCUACGCUCUGUGUUCAGAGAGGAAAAAGCUGGCUCUCCAUGCAGAGCCUGUUGCCCUCCCUGAGAGCACAGGGAGCAGCAAGGCAGAUGCCUUUGCUUUGUCCCAAGAGGAUGAGGACUUGCCUCUCCCCGGAGAGCCCUCCGUCACCGGUGGUCCCUGGCCGGAGGGUUCGAGCAUCCCUCAGCAGGCUCUCGUGGAGCCGCAGCGCCCGCGCCUCGCCGACCCAGCCCGCGCAGAUCCCAUCUAUGCCGAGAGCACCAAGAGGAAGACGGCACAGCUAAAGGCAAAAGUGGAGAAGCUGGCCCGUGGUACUGGCAAGGAGCAAGCUGAUGGGACGUGGAGGGAUGGCAGCUGGGCUUUGGGUGGUGAGAAGGAAUACCAGGACUCCACCGGGCAGGUGGCGGCAAAGAUCACUAUCAUGACGGCGCACACCGAGGAUGAUCACAAGACGAUAUUCCUCAGCAGCCCUGACUCGGCUGUGGGAGUUCAGUGGCCGUGCAUCAGCCCUACUUCCCACCCUGAUUUUGGGACUUCACCACCUGCCAUUGAGCCUGGAGAGAUUUUUCAAGCAUCUGGAAGUGAAAACGGUCCAAGAUUUCACCUGGCAGCUCCUGCCAAGACCUCAGUUGCUGAGAGUCCAGCCAUUCCCCCAAAGAUGUCCAAAAACAGCCAGCCAGGCAGUGAGGGGAACCGUGUGCCCCCAGUAAGCUCCCAUGUGGCGAGGUUUGGUGAUGAUAAAAGCCACGAUGGAGCUGGUGUUCAGCUGCUGCCCAGGAGCUAUACCAAUACCAGCGCCUUUGGGGCGUCCCCAUCUCCAUGCACUCAUGUCAAUGGGGUCUCUGUGGAGGAGUCCAGCAGAGGCCUGGCAGGCUCGUCCUAUGACAGGAGACAGAAAUACUACCCCCCAGCGUGGACCAAGCAGUGCCGGAUAGAGGAGGAGGAGGAACAGGAGCAGGAGGAGGAGCAGGAUCUCUUAACCCACCCAUGGGCAGUGGGAGCUGAGAAUGGAAGAGCUGGUGCCGACCUCGUGGAUAAUGGCCCCAUGCUGGAGAGCCAGACUGGGAUCAGCAAAUCAUCGUCUUUCUCCUUUGAUUUCCCUAAAGACAAGAGCAAUGGUGUGGAGUUUGCACCACCACCACCGCCGCCGAAAAAGCAGUCCAGGCAUACUUUGAAAAUGAACUCGAAUAACGCUGAGUUGGAGAGGGUCAGCAACAGCUCUGCUGAGAGCCUCAGCCCACCUUUCAGGAGUGUCCACGUCAGCUUCACGGCUGGCUCUACCGAGAGCCUCGACUCGGACACGCAGACCGGCAGCGAUGGCAGGCACUCGUCUGAGCCGAACCACUCGCCCCCUCCAGCUGAGAGCCAAGUGUUUCCCCCUGUCCCUUUCUUUCCCACCUGCGGUGAGGAUGGUCCCUCCUCUGCCUCCAGCUGCCCACCACCUCUGCCUCAGAAGAAGACAGUGAGCAGAACAGUGUCCUCCCCGGACGGCUUUUUUGGAGGACAAGCGUCUUCAGGCAGAGGAGCCGGUGCUGCCAGCCCCAGGCUGAACGUCCGCCAUUCCGAGAGCAAUGUCUGACUUUUUUUCCCCGGUCCCUUCUCCUCCUCGGGGUCCCUGGAGAAAGGCUCCAAAGGAAACGGCUACUGGGGCGCAGCCACUGGUAAGAGCACAGGGGCUUGCGUCCCCAGCAGAAACGUCCAGUCCCUGUCCUCCUCGCAGCUCAGUGUGUCCAGCCAGGUGUCAUCGGGCUCCAGCCUCCAGCUCCACAACCUCCUGAGCAACAUCGACAGCAAGGAGGGGGUGUAUGCCAAGCUGGGGGCCCUCUACGCCGAGUCCUUGCGCCGCCUGGUUGCCAAGUGUGAGGACUGCUUCAUGCGGGAGCAGAAGAACGAGCUGCACUUCAGCGAGAACAAUUGGUCACUCUUCAAGCUGGCGUGCAACAAGCCCUGCUGCGAUUCGGGGGAUGCGAUCUAUUACUGUGCCACCUGCUCCAAGGACCCUUCUACCACCUACGCUGUGAAGAUUUGUAAGACCCAGGAGUCCAAGGUGGCUGCCUCAUACUGCAGCCCUGCAGUGCCGGUCCACUUCAACAUCCAGCAGGACUGUGGGCAUUUUGUGGCCUCUGUCCCCUCCAGCAUGCUGCUGGCCUCAGAUGUGGGGAAAAGCAUGCCUGGGGAAGGCCUCCAUCCCUCCCGCACUGCCAGUGAGCAUGACUGUGUGGUGGUCAUUACACGGGAGGUGCCGAGUCAGACCACCGCCGACUUCGUGAGGGACUCAGUGAUGUUGCACCAAGCUAAGCCUGAGCUGUAUGAACGUCGUGUUUGCUUCUUGCUCCUCCAGCUCUGCAAUGGCCUAGAGCAUCUCAAAGAGCAUGGCAUCAUCCAUCGUGACCUGUGCCUGGAGAACCUCCUGCUUGUCCCCUGCAAGCCCCCCAUGAGCUGUGUGAAAGCCAAAGAUGACAAACACUUACCCCGCCUCAUCAUCAGCAAUUUUUUGAAAGCCAAGCAGAAGCCAGGAACUGGAGACUCCAAACUGAAGAAGAGUCAGGCCCGGCUGGCCCCGGAGAUUGUGUCGGCUUCUCAGUACAAGACAUUUGCUGAGUUUCAGACUGGUAUUCUCAUCUAUGAGCUGCUGCACCAGCCCAACCCCUUCGAGGAGAAGGUGCACCUCAGGGAGCAGGAGUACAGCCCUGAGGACCUCCCUGCUCUGCCCAGCCUGUCCAUCUACUCCCGGGGGCUCCAGCAGCUGGCCCACCUGCUGCUGGAAGCAGAUCCCAUCAAGCGUGUGCGGAUCACCGAGGCCAAGCGGAUGCUGCAGUGUCUGCUUUGGGGGCCACGGAAAGACCUCACCGAGCAGCCCCUCAGCCACGAGGAAGCCCUCCGCCGGGUGCUGCAGAACUGGGUGGACAUGAAACGUGCCCUGCUCAUGAUGAAGUUCGCGGAGAGGGCUGUGGACACGGAGCGGAGCGUUGAACUGGAGGACUGGCUGUGCUGCCAGUACUUAGCGUCUGCUGAGCCGUCCUCCCUCUCGCACACAUUAAAACUGCUGCAGCUCCUCUGACCGUGGACGUGUCUCAGAGGCAGCUGAGGGCUCCUGGCUGCCUCGCGGCUGGAAGUACCCAACCCCUUUGUACGUGAGAGGCUUCACUCUCAGCUGUGAAUGCACGUGCAGCUCCUGCCCCGUGCUCCCGUCAGAGUGCACAGGGCAUGUUUAGUACCCUCAGCACUGUUAAUUUGCGAGCAGGCAAAACUGGGAACCUACCCCUAUUUUGGGGCUCUUUUUUUUUUUUCAUAUGGUAAGCCUGUGGACUAAUAAACUCCUACCUGUGUGUGUGCAUGUUUCUAA
Molecule: messenger RNA, 4363 nt
Organism: Opisthocomus hoazin
Lineage: Eukaryota; Metazoa; Chordata; Aves; Opisthocomiformes; Opisthocomidae
Source: RefSeq, a predicted model, not a curated record